Haliotis rubra (blacklip abalone) is the source of this 5382-nucleotide messenger RNA. Its product is annotated as ATP-dependent DNA helicase Q5-like. Gene Ontology annotation, cellular component: chromosome; cytoplasm. The record is from RefSeq and is a predicted model, not a curated record. Gene Ontology annotation, molecular function: 3'-5' DNA helicase activity; four-way junction helicase activity; ATP binding. Lineage: Eukaryota; Metazoa; Mollusca; Gastropoda; Lepetellida; Haliotidae. Gene Ontology annotation, biological process: double-strand break repair via homologous recombination.
ACGCCACAUGUCAGUGGAUUGUUUUGGUCAAUGUUUCCUUCGGUAAAAUGUCAUCUAACUCCAAACUUCUGGAGGACAGAGUGUACGCAACGUUGAAAACUGUCUUCGGGCAUGGCGAAUUCAAAAGUCAACUACAAAAACAGGCGAUCCUUAGCAUCGUAGGAGGUCGCAGCGAUGCCUUUGUCUCCAUGCCAACGGGAGCUGGGAAAUCCCUCUGUUACCAGCUUCCUGCAGUUAUCGCAGAUGGGGUUUCACUGAUUGUCUCCCCUUUGAUAGCUCUCAUGCAGGAUCAGCUUGACCAUCUGCAGUCGAUCAAAGUCGUGGCCAACACACUCAACUCCAAAAUGACCGUGAAAGAACGCAGCCGAGUGCUAGCUGAUCUGCACUCCACGAAACCAAAGAUAAAACUGCUCUACAUUACACCCGAACAGGCUGCAACGGAUCACUUCAAGUCUCUGGUUGAAUCUCUGGCCAACCGCAAUCUGAUUGGCUAUUUUGUUGUUGAUGAAGCUCACUGUGUCUCACAGUGGGGCCAUGACUUUCGUCCAGAUUACCUCAAGCUCGGAACCCUUCGCUACAAGAUGCCCACUGUGUCUUGUCUUGCAUUGACAGCAACAGCUACAGGUCAGGUUGUGGAGGACAUCAUGAAGCAGUUGAAGAUGAAGAAGAAUGUGCUUAAGUUUAAGUCAAGUAGUUUUAGAGAGAAUCUGUUUUAUGAGAUAUGUCUGAAAGAAAUUUUGCCAGACCCUUAUGAAGAUCUUGCUGUUUUUGUGAGGAAACACCUGGGAUAUGAUCCAGAUACUGAAGAGAAAGUGGAAGACUGGACUGACUUUGGAUGUGGGAUCGUCUACAGUCGUACGAGGAAUGGAUGUGAAGAGAUUGCGUAUCAGCUGUCUCGUAAGGGUAUUCCAACCAAGGCAUACCACGCGGGUCUGAAGCAGUCAGAGAGGGAGACGGUGCAGACUGACUGGAUGGAGGGCAGGGUGCCUGUUAUUGUCGCCACCAUCAGCUUCGGGAUGGGUGUCGAUAAAAGAAAUGUCAGGUUUGUUGCUCACUGGACGUUACCCACCUCCAUGGCUGGCUACUACCAGGAAUCUGGCCGUGCAGGGAGAGACGGCAAGCCGUCUGUGUGUCGGCUGUACUACUCACGAGAAGAGAGGGAUAGAGUGGCCUUCCUUAUCCGGACAGAUACUAAUAGACAAUCUAGAAAGAAAGACACAGCUGUACUGCGAGCUAAGUCUGCCAAUGCUGGGUUUGAUGCGCUGGUCAGGUUUGCUGAGGAACUGAAAUGUCGACAUGCAAGUAUUGCAGCGUACUUUGAAGAUGAGAAACCUCAAUGUGAUGGGUGCUGUGAUGUGUGCAGUGACCCCAAGUUGGUGGAACUGACCAUGCUCAAUCUUCAGCGAGGGACCUACGCCAGUGUCAACAAGGUUGCUGGAAAAGGUGGCAUCUUCUUCAUGGAUGAAGGCAACACUGAUAUGUACGGAGGAGGCAGAAGAGGAGCUAAGAAAGAGUCGGAUGAUUACGCCCGUGGCUUCAGUGAUGAAGAAGGUCCGGAUAAAGAGGCGCAGGAACUGAAAGAGAAGCAGCAGCGGACACGAAUGAUCAUGAAAGAGUUUAAAAAGCGUGACGAGGGAUUUACAGGCAUCCAAAAGGCCAUGGAAAAGAAAUACCCAGCAGCUAGAGGUGGGUUCGCGAACCCUCCACCUGAGGUUGUCCCAAUGAUAGAAGAAGAGGUUCAAAAGGAUUCAGACUCCUUUAUUUACAAUGAUGCGGAGGUAGUAGCCUGGAUUGCAGAUCGUUUACCUAUAUCCUCGCCUACCCGGGACUCCAACCCAGCAGAUACAUACUGCAUACAGGAUGACGACUUCGAAUCCAUUACCAUACCGCCGAUUAAACCGAUAUCUCAGGUCCCAGAGAAUCUAAACGCAGCAUUUGCCAAAGCUACUAAGAAUCAAGGGCUACAUAUACCAGAGUUUAAUGCUCGGAAAUUCUCAGUACAUAAUAUGGAACCUUUCCUUCGGGCGCAGGAGAUUGAUGAGGACUUUUCUCUGAUCAGCGACUCCAAGUCACACAGUUAUCAAGUUGAGGAUCGCAGGUUAGCUCAGAUAGACACUACUACCAGGAGGGCUUUCUUUGGGCUAGCAAGGUCACGGGCAAUCAACGAGGCGAUGAUUAAAACGUUCAAGAACCCACAGUCGGAAGAAGAACGGAUGGUUUUUUCCGGUCGAGAUUUGCAGGCAUCCAAAAGGCCAUGGAAAAGAAAUACUCCGCAGCUAUUCGUCGUCCAUCUGAAAACUCCAGAAGAAGUUCCGGCAGAGGGCAUUCCUAUGGAUACUCCCGAUCAACGCGGUGCUGAAGAACAGGAUGGUGAACCAAGCAGUCGUCCAGAGAAUGAUUUCAUAGCCCCAACACUUGACUGUCCGCUCAGAGAUGCAACAAGUCAAAAGAUUCCAAAACUCACAGUGAAGAUUCGAGAGCACUGCUUCCAGAUGUUGGAAAAUGCACUAUAUGAAAACUAUAUUGAUUAUUAUGAAAAUGAUGCUGAUCGGAUCAGUGCAAGAGACUAUGUGCCACGAAGUUGUGCCCUUGACCUUGAAUUCCAAACAUUCCAAUCCAAUAAAAUAGCAAAUGUGUACAAGGCUGGGGUUAUGAGAGCUGUGUCAGAAAUUAAGAAAUGUACAAAAGACAAGAAAAUCCACACUUCUCUGGAAUCUAAUACUAGGUCGAGUGCGAGUGGCAAGCCCGGAUCUCCAGCCAGUAGCCCAGGAGCUGACACAACAAACCCAUCUCUCCCCUCAGGAACAAAGGUGCAUAAGAACAUUGACACUGGAGCUUCAAGGCUUAGUGCUUCAUCAGCAUUCGUAACAGCAUCCUCGUUACUUGCAUCACGUGAACGCAAUUCCGAUUCUGUGCCUUCGUCAACAUGUAGCCUUCCAUCGGAGCAUCUCAUCGGAGAAAAUGUGGUGGACAGUACACAGGAUCCCGAGCUGCAGAAGAACAUUCGGAAAAAUCCCACUUACAAGAACAUAUUUUCGAAUCAGGACAGUUGUUCAUCAGGAUCUGAUGAAAGUGAAGCAAAGUUUGACAUUGUUUGUUCCACGACUGCCAUGAGGGACAAAGUGGUGCCUAAAAUUACCUACUUUUUUGAAAGCCAGUCUUUUAAGGGUAAAGAGGACGAAAGUGUCAGCAGUGUUAGUGACAGCUGGACAGUGUCGAGUGUUAGUGUCCUGGACACUGUGGGAGGUGUGAAAAAGUCUGAAAUCAGCAACAAGAAGCGACAUAAAGAGGACAAGUCAGACAAGACUGAGAAAUGCAGCCCACCAGCUAAGAAAGCGAAACCCAGUUAUGAUGAAGCCAGUCCCAACUCCCCGACUGAGAUGAAGGCGUACCCGAUGAAGGAUGGAGAUCAGACGAACCAGCCUCUACGCAUACAGAAGAGUUCCACUGAGUUGAAAGGGGUGGCAGACCUAGUUGUCAAGUACCUCACUCCUCAUUAUAAGGAUGGCAGGUUCGCGACAAAGGAGCUGUUCAAGACAGUGGCCAGGUGUAUUUCUCACAAAGUAGUAGAGACAACAAAGGGACUACCUACAACUGGUAAAGAAGAAACAAAGCGUCUCGUCCGAGAGUUCAUGGAAGAGCAUCGGAAGGUGACCUCCAUGAAGGACUUGACCGGAUGGCUGUGACAGGAGGCGUCGUUGGUCACCCUGUUCUUUAUGCAGAUUGUUAAUAGCAUUUCAGUAAUUGCAUUUACAGAUGUGUAAUGUCCAUUACAUGCUUUGUUAUCUUGCUGUUGUCUGUUUAUGAAGUACAGCAGACUGUUAUCUGUAGACAUGAGGUCUUUGUGUCAGCUUUGAUAUGUCUUCUGUGCUUAUGUCCGAAUACGUUCACAACAACUUUGCUUACUGAUUUCAUAAUUGUUGGGGUUAUCGUGUGAGGCUUUUACAAGCAUGUUUUCUAAAUCCUUUUCGUUUAUUCAUAAACUGAAUAUCUGGGCCUUUUACCAUUAAUGCACUGGAACACACUAUUCUGGUGUCCCCGUCGAGAUAUUGUUGGAAUAUUGCUAAAAGCGGGAUAGCCAUACUCACUCACUUAUACACAGUAGAACUGCUCCCCACCAAAACAACCUGGUUUAUCAGGAUUGUUCAUUGAUUUGUUUUUCAGUCAAGGAAAAGAGAACCAAAAUGUUGAGGGAUUUGUUUCAAGGCAUUAUAACGGACUUCAGGUAUCUGACAAUGCAGUCACCAUCUUCUUUUGUACAUAUAUGGAUUAUGGGUGCGUUGCAAGCCGUGGAUCACUAAUAGUAUACAAAUUAAUCGUUUAUCUGGGCCUGCAACAGCUUGAAGCACUUGCCCACUCUUCCAAAAUGGUGGCACGAUAACAGUUUACUCACCUUAUUUUGUGGAACUUAACAAGAGUUUCGAUGACAAACUGAUUAAUUUAUUACUCUUGAUGACUAAUAAAGAAAAAAUAAAGAAGUUGUUGUCCGUAAGAUUUGUCUUGUAUUACUACACCGACUUCUACAUACCUUUGAAGAAUAUUGAUGACUACAUGGAAGAUGUCAAACGAACUAAGGAUGCGAGGGUGUAAGCUACCUUUUCCCAUCCUCCAGCUGUCCGGUCCCCAUUUCUCGUUCUGCUGUCAAACUCAAAUUUCUCUCAUGCACCAUUUUGGUUUGAGAAUGAAGCAACCUCAGACAACAAUUGAUGCGAUUGUAACCGGCUGAAAAUUAGUGCUCUGUAGUAAGGUGAAUCAGUGUAAAUCAGUUUUAAGCAAUUGGCUGUUUGCAACGCACCCUAAAUCUGCACAUUUCUUAAGCAAUAAAUAUAUAGGUAUAAUUCUAUUUGAAAAUCAGGUCACGUCAUUAUGGUUAGGAACCAAAGGGGAUGGACUUAAAGGAUUGGCCUUAAUAUGUCCUUGCUUGUCGUAGGAGGCCCUCAAUUGGAUGCUUGGUUAGGAGUCUUCAGCAGCCUGUGCUGGUUUUAGCUAAGGGUGAAACGGUACGCUCUUACCACGGAAUGGUACGUAUUGUGGUACUAACAGGAAAAUAUCAACUGUCUAGCAAAGAAAUGCAUACAUUUUGACGAAAAUGAUUCAAUUUCUAGACAUUUUAGAAAAGGUUUUAAAAGGUUAAUACAAUGAUGGUACGAAAAUCGAAAAUACCGAAAUUUUGGAUUGCUUUACGGUAUACCAAACCAAAGGCAAAAUACCGAAGUUCUACUAAUAACGCGGUAUACCAUUUCACCCCUAGUUUUAGCAUGAAAUGUUUGUGUGGUCUGGUUUGUUGACUUGGUUGAUGGUUUGUGUUUGUUGAAUUGUUGCUGACAAUAUCAAUCACUUGAUUUUUGGGUCCAUACUUGAUCAUUUACAGACAGCCAUCAU